GGGAAAGUGGCCGAUGAUUGGUUGGGCGGUAGAUGGCGGCUGCUGAUUGGUUGAACGGACGAAGGCGGCUGUGAUGGAGACUCUGGUGCUGGAUAAUGGCGCGAGCAUGGCGAAGAUUGGCUUCAGCGACAAGCGAGUGUGCGUUUUACCCAACUGCCAGUUCCGGUCCAGGACUGCUCGUCUCAAAACCUUCACCUCCAACCAGAUCGAUGAGAUCAAGGAUCCCUCCGGCUUGUACUACAUCCUCCCCUUCCAGAAGGGGUACUUGGUAAACUGGGAUGUUCAGAGGCAAGUAUGGGAUCACUUGUUUGGAAAAGAAAUGUACAAGGUGGAUUUUCCUGAAACCACUAUAAUCAUCACUGAACCAUAUUUCAAUUUUAACUCUAUCCAAGAAUCAAUGAAUGAAAUCUUAUUUGAAGAAUACCAGUUUCAAGCAGUCUACAGGACGAAUGCUGGGACACUAAGUGCUCACAAGUAUUUCGAAGAAAAUAAUUCUGAACUCUGCUGUCUCGUGGUGGAUAGCGGUUACUCUUUCACGCAUAUUGUUCCUUACUGUAAAGGAAAAAAGAUGAAUGAAGGUAUUUGCAGGAUUAAUGUUGGAGGGAAACUACUUUCUAACCAUCUCAAAGAAAUAAUAUCCUACAGGCAGCUGCAUGUGAUGGAUGAAACGCAUGUUAUUAAUCAAGUGAAGGAGGAUGUAUGUUACGUGUCCCAGGACUUCUACAAAGACAUGGAAAUAGCACAGCUGAAAGGUAAAGCAAACACGGUUAUGAGAGAUUACGUGCUUCCAGACUUUAGCACCAUUAAGAAGGGUUUCUGCAAGCCUCUGGAAGAGAUGGUUUUUAAUGGAAAGUACAAGACAAGUGAACAGAUUCUGCGUCUGACUAAUGAGAGAUUUGCUGUUCCUGAAAUCCUCUUUCACCCUUCUGACAUUGGUAUUCAGGAGAUGGGAAUACCGGAAGCAAUAGUUCAUUCUGUGCAAAGUUUGCCUGAAGAGAUGCACCCGCAUUUCUAUAAGAACAUCAUCCUGACUGGUGGCAACGCACUCUUACCAGGAUUCAGAGAUCGUGUUUAUGCUGAUGUCCGAUCUCUUACUCCAUGUGAUUAUGAUGUCUCUGUUUUGCUGCCUGAAAACCCUAUCACACAUUCAUGGGAAGGUGGAAAACUGCUUUCUGAAAGCUCAGAUUUCAUGGACUUGGUUGUUACCAAAGAUGAUUAUGAAGAAAAUGGGCACUGCAUCUGUGAAGAGAAGUUUGAUGUUUGAAAUCAAAAAAACUAUUUAAAUUAGAAAAAUUGAUGAGUUUAAAGAAAAUCAUACUGCAGAUUGCGCCAGUGACACGUUUUGAAUAGAGAGAAGGGGUAUCUUAAUGCUGGUUAUAAACUAUUAUAAUGAAUCAGAAUAGCUGCCUUAACAAAGAUGUAAUCAUCUGACUGAAUCAUUAAUGUUGCAGCUUAUUCCUGACAGUUUUGUCAAAGGCAAUUCUGUAGUUAUUUAUUUAGAAAACUGAACUGUGAGGAGGAGAACAAGGCCACUGGUGAAGACUUCCUGUUUGCAUUUUGUGUAAACAAAUCAUAAUCCUUAAAAAAGACCACGCUUAUGAUUUCACUGCACAAUUAAAGGAGGAAACUUUUCCCUGCAUAUCUGAUUUUUGAAGAAUCUUUGAAUGUUCAUUUUGGCUAACUACUCUUUUGGACUUCCAAAUACUAUUAUAAUCGUUUUUUAAAAACGUAUGCACUUUUUCAGGUUUAAUAAAAACAUACAGCAUCAUUAUUGAUAUAUAAUGAAUAUCCUUUAAUGUUGCUCUCAUUAGAUAGAAUGUAUUUAUAAGGACAAGAACAUUAUCCGUGUAAAAGAAUUUAUUGUAUGUAAUUUGGUGUGUCCAUUUACUGCAAUUUCCUUUACAAUUAGAGGCUAACCAUUCUUAAGAUUCUAAAGUUAUUAAGGUUAGACUGGCUUUUUUAUCCAUUUGUUUUAAAAUGUGACAAAUUUGCAUCUGUGA
This is a messenger RNA of Carcharodon carcharias (great white shark), 2000 nucleotides long. RefSeq names its product actin related protein 6 (gene actr6). Gene Ontology annotation, molecular function: nucleosome binding. Gene Ontology annotation, cellular component: Swr1 complex. The coding region runs from base 74 to 1264 and encodes 396 amino acids. NCBI's taxonomy places the organism in Eukaryota, Metazoa, Chordata, Chondrichthyes, Lamniformes, Lamnidae. The record is from RefSeq and is a predicted model, not a curated record. The transcript has 11 exons.